Klebsormidium nitens is the source of this 615-nucleotide messenger RNA. Lineage: Eukaryota; Viridiplantae; Streptophyta; Klebsormidiophyceae; Klebsormidiales; Klebsormidiaceae. The record is from the annotation of a GenBank genome assembly.
AUGGAUGUUGAGCCGAUAUACUGCGCAGAGCAGAUUCACAUACCACCGGACCUGGCAGAUGUUCUGAAGGCCUUUACGAAGGAGGUGUUGCGCCACCAGCCCGCCGAUCUCAUCCAGUUCUCGGCUAAGUACUUCGCAAACCUGGCCGCAGUCACACAGACUCAGAGCAGCGACAGUCUGCCCACGAAAGAGCAGCUGCAAAGAGUCUGGGAACGGACCAGAGAGGCAGAGAGCAUGUCUCGAGAUGCAGUAGCAGGGGCCUGCUCGGCAGCGGGUAUCUCAGAGGGCACAACGGAGAAAGCAUGGAAGCUGGGCAACUGGGGAGGCUCCGUAAAUCCAAAGGAGGUGCUCGUUCUCCUGAUCACGAUGACUGCCCCGAACUUUCUGUCUGUCGUCGAGUACCUGUUCCUGGUCUGUGGAGACGAGGCGGGGACACUGCCCCGGGAGCUCUUCCUGGAGCUGUUUGGAAUUCUAGCGGCGCGAGAUCAGGACGUCACCACCACAUUUGCCGCGGAGCUAUCGCGGGACCUAGCUUCUCAAGGAGCGGAGCGGGUGACGUUCAAGGACAUUGCGGAGAAUGAGCUCGUGCAAGAGCUCGUAUCCAGGCUCUACUGA